Messenger RNA from Rotaria socialis, 951 nucleotides. The record is from the annotation of a GenBank genome assembly. NCBI's taxonomy places the organism in Eukaryota, Metazoa, Rotifera, Eurotatoria, Philodinida, Philodinidae.
AUGGUAAAUGGAACUUCUACUAUUAGCAAUCAUGUGAAAAAUUGUCUUAAUAAGUUCAGUAAACCAAAUAACAACAAAAAUCUUGAUGAUUUUGUAUCCAAAGCAGCUCAAGUGAAUGUAUUAGCAGAAGAUAAAAGAUCAAUUACAGUUGCCUGCGCAAAAUUUUGUUCAUUUGAUCUCAGGCCAUGUAGUAUUGUUAAAGGUGUCGGAUCCUCAACAUUAUGCCAAAGCCUAAUUAAUCUUGGUUAUCAACAUGGUCAAGCUAAACUUGGUGCACCUUCAGUAAACUUAUUAUUACCUGAACCGACCAAUGUUUCUCGCACUGUUUCUCAAAUAGCUCAAGAAUAUCGUGAAAAUUUGAAGAAUAUGCUGAAGAAUGAUUUACAAAAUGUCAAACUUAUAGGAAAUCGACAUCCCUACAUGUUACGUACUUCAUUAUUUAAUCAAUCAAAAACUGGUGAAAAUACCAGAAAAAAAAAUUUUCCAUUAUUAUCUAGUUAUGAUAUUGAUCCAAAUCAUUUUCAUGUCGUAUACAUUAGUGAUAAUGGAUCCAAUUUAGUAUGUGGUUUGCAAGGAGAGGUAUAUCUUCGAUAUAUUUGUCUCUGUCUUAAUUUGGCUUUACACAAUGGUGUUGAUAUGUGUCCGAAAUCCAUCUCAUUGAAUUAUGAAAAAUGUGGAGAUGCUCUAAUUAACAGAAAUGAAGUUAAAUAUUUAGACGAAAUCGAUCGCAAAGUAGUAGUCAGCUUUGUUAAAUUCUUAUCGUUAUUCAAAGUAGCUAGCGAACAAUUAUCUGCCGAUACAACACUUACUCUCCAUUUAGUUGUUCCUUGGUUUACGAAGUUAAAAGCUUCAUGUGAACCAACAGAUGAUGAACCAAUAUUAUUAAUUCAAUUUAAAAAUGCUGUUUCAAAAAUGCUGGAUGAGAAAAUUUACUUAACAUCAUUACAUUAA